ACCCAGGUAGUUUUGAAUAAACUGUGAUCGUUGAAUGAAUAUGUUAGCGUUUGGGACACUGUGGGAUUAAUUAGCAAAUAUGUAUGUAGAGUUACGUACAAAUAUGUCUUUAAAAUCAAAACGUCAUGUUAUUGUGAUUUUAAUUUUCGUUACCAUUGUGACAUGUUUUAUAAGUAUGUCAAAACUUCGAAUAAUGGAGUAUCGUACUCAAAAAUGUGUUAAUAUAUUUAGAAAAGACAUUAGUUUAAUUGAGUCUAUAUUAGGGAUACAUAUAAACGGAGGUGAAGACUUUGGGAAAGCAUUACAACAACUCAUCAGAAACUAUACCGUGGGAGUGAAUCGGACGGUAUGGGAUAAAAAUCUAAACAAUUCGACACAAGAACAAAGCACAAAAAAACCGGAUGAAAUAAGAGAAACAGUAUGUGAUAAAUGUUUUACUCAUGAUUUUAAAUAUUUGAUAAAUAAUGAGAAAAUCUGUAAGAAAAAAAGCGACAACAACGACACAAUAGAUUUGUUUAUCAUGAUUUUGACAGUACAUAAGAACUUUGAACAACGUGACGUCAUUCGUAGAACGUGGCUGUCAUACUCCAAGAACAAUACUGGUAACGUACGUUAUGCGUUUUUGCUCGGCAAGCCGACAAAUGAUGAUCUUCACGAAAAAGUUGUACAGGAAAAUAACGUGCAUAAUGAUAUAAUAAAAGAAGAUUUUGUUGAUACUUAUAACAAUUUAACUUAUAAGACCAUAAUGGGAUUUAAAUGGGUUGUGAAAUUUUGUCCUACAGCUAAAUAUAUUCUCAAAACGGACGAUGACAUGUAUAUAAAUGUUCCAAAUUUCGUACAUUAUGUAAACACAUCUGGUGCAGAGUUAGAAAAUCAUUUGGUCGGUUCUUGUGAGAAAAUUGCAAGUCCAAUCAGGAACAAUGGUUCAAAAUGGUAUGCCUCCAAAAAAUCAUACAAAGAAAGACGGUUUCCUGGUUACUGUUCUGGGACUGGCUACAUUACAAGUUUCAAUAUAGUGAACAAAAUAUUUGCCAUAUCCCCUAAAAUUCCAUUUUUUCAUCUGGAGGACAUAUAUGUUGGUCUUUGUUUAAGGAAAAUUGGAGGAUCUGUAAAAAAUAAAGGAGGUUUUAAUCGAGGCAGGGUGAAAUUAGAUGCAUGUGUUUAUAAAGGUAAAACAAUGUUUACGUCACACCAAGUGACGGCUAAACAAAUGGAAACUAUAUGGAACUCGAAAUGUUAAUUGAAACUACUAAUUUGUAAUGCCACAUAUUAUCUAUUAUUUCUAAAUUACCGGUAUCUUUAUAUUCUUUAUACUUUAUAUCUUAACUGUUUCAAAGGCGUA
Ruditapes philippinarum (Manila clam) is the source of this 1342-nucleotide messenger RNA. RefSeq names its product beta-1,3-galactosyltransferase 1-like. The record is from RefSeq and is a predicted model, not a curated record. NCBI's taxonomy places the organism in Eukaryota, Metazoa, Mollusca, Bivalvia, Venerida, Veneridae. Gene Ontology annotation, cellular component: membrane. The coding region runs from base 80 to 1240 and encodes 386 amino acids. Gene Ontology annotation, molecular function: hexosyltransferase activity. The transcript has a single exon.